Molecule: messenger RNA, 1374 nt
Organism: Magnolia sinica
Lineage: Eukaryota; Viridiplantae; Streptophyta; Magnoliopsida; Magnoliales; Magnoliaceae
Product: protein SAR DEFICIENT 4
Exons: 2
Coding region: 257-1270 (337 amino acids)
Cellular component (GO): cytoplasm
Source: RefSeq, a predicted model, not a curated record
AGCAUCAGUUAAGUAUAACUGUUAUCUUAUAUACCACCUAAAGUGGGUCCCAAGAUUUUUACAUUUUAACUCGAAUAACACAUAUCCCACGUGUGAAAUUUCAAAGUGGCUGUGUAUCAUCCAUCAUACUCUCUGGCAGAGUAUCAAAGUCGUUUCUCCUGAGAGAAAUCGCCACCGACCGUCAGCUUCCCAUGUCUUUCAAAAACCCUACAUAAUUCGCAAUCCGCAGCUCCUUUCUUCCUCAGCGAGGUUCUCGAUGGAUGUAGAAGAAUCAAUUCGUGAGAAUUCAAACACAGAUGUUAGAAAUCCCAUAUUCUUGGACAGAGGUGACGUUGCUGCGCUCCUCUCUUUCCCUUCUCUCAUCAAUCACCUUCAGUUUUCUCUCCCAUUGGUUUCCACCUCGAUACAAUCACCACUUCGGCAGAAUUUCCCCAUCAACCCAUGUUCGUCUCUUCUUUUAAUGCCAUCUUGGUCCACCUCUCCUUCACUUCCAUUUAUCGGAGUCAAGAUCGUAACCUCUUUCCCCCAGAACUCGGCCCGCAACUUACCGGGCAUCAAUGCAUCAUACGUUCUUUUCGAUUCAUCCACAGGACAGACUCUUUCCAUGAUGGACGGAACGGAAAUAACCCUUUGGAGGACAGCUUGUGUAUCUGCCCUUGCCGCUAAAUAUCUAGUUAGACAAGAUGCGGAAGUUCUUGUGAUGAUUGGGGCAGGUUCAUUGGCUUCUUAUCUUAUAUCAGCUCAUUUGGCGGCAAUUCCUAGCUUGAAGAAGGUGGUCGUUUGGAAUCGGACGGCCAAGAAGGCUCAGGAUUUGGCAAAGGAGAUGGAAGAAGGUGAAUCAGGCAGUGUUAGUUUUCAGCAUGGUGAAUGUUUGGACGAGGUUGUUGCGAUGGCAGAUGUUGUGAGUUGCGCUACGAGAUCAGAGAUUCCGCUCGUUAGGGGGAAGCUGUUGAAGGCAGGUGCCCAUUUGGAUUUGGUGGGGUCUUUUAACCAUUCGAUGAGGGAAUGCGAUGAUGAGGCUAUUGGGAGGGGGAGGGUUUUUGUCGACAAUGAGGCCGCAUUGGUGGAAUCAGGGGAAUUGGUGGGUGCUUUUGAUAGGGGAGUGAUCUCACGUGGGGAUAUUGGUGGGACUUUGUUGGAUUUGAUCAAGGGAGACAAGGUUGGAAGAAGUAGCUCUGAUGAGGUUACAGUUUUCAAGUCCGUUGGUUCAGCUGUUGUCGACAUUCUCACCGCCCAGUUGGUAUAUGAGACUCGUCUGAUAGAGGUUUGAUAUGUAGUUUUUGCUUUUUCACGUAUAAUUGCCUGGAAACAUACAUGAUGUUUAGACUUAUAUACUGUUAUCUAAUUAUCUUAAUUACAAACAGGUUUACCUAA